CCACUGUUUAUUGUUGUUGUUGAGGCACGUUGUAUUAUUCAGAAGAAAUAUUUUAUUUUUAUAAAAAUGUCAACGGUGGGCACUGCGAAGAAUGCCAGCGUGGCCGAGGUUCGUCCGGAGGCGAUUUUCCGGGAAAUAAAUGCCGAUCAGACGGAGGAAGUUGUCGAGAUUGAGUCGGCCUGCAUGAGCUGCUUUAAGAAUGGCAUCACCCGAGUACUGCCCACCAAAAUUCCCUUCUUUCGCGAGGUGGUGAUCAUGUCCUUUAAAUGCGACAGUUGCGGCUACUCGAACAAUGAGAUGCAGUCCGCAUCCGAGAUCCAAAAGUCGGGCAUACGCAUCGAGCUGGAGGCAAAGACGGCAGCCGAUCUUAAUCGCCGGGUGGUGCGGUCGGACAACUCCAGUAUCAAAAUACCUGAGGUGGAUCUGGAGAUUCCAGUGCAAUCGCAGAAGGGUGAGGUGACCACGGUGGAGGGGAUCAUCGAGCGCACCAUUGCCGGAUUGUCGCAGGACCAGGAGAAGCGCCGCAUCGACCAUCCCACCGAGGCAGCAUCUAUUGAUAACUACAUCGACCGACUAAAGCAGCUCAAGGAAAUGAAGAAACCCUUUCGACUGCUGCUGGAGGACAUUUCCGGUAACAGCUUCAUUGAGAACAUUGUGGCACCAGCCACAGAUCCACAGCUAAAGACAGCGUUCUUCACUCGGUCCAAGCAGCAAAACGAACAACUGGGUCUUUACGAGCAAAAUCACGAUGAUCAUCUGCUGCAGCCCAUCGCCGAGGACGAGUGGCCCAUCGAUAAUCUGCAGGGCGAAGUUCUGCAGUUUGCCACUAACUGUCCCAACUGCCAGGCGCCGUGCGAGACGAACAUGAAGCUGACUGAGAUACCCCACUUCAAGGAAGUGGUCAUCAUGGCCACGGUUUGCGGCAGCUGCGGCCACAAGACGAACGAGGUGAAGUCGGGAGGCGGUGUCGAGAAGCAAGGUGUGCGCUUCAAGGUUAGCAUUUCCUCAAAGGACGAUCUCUCGCGAGAUGUGCUCAAGUCCGAGACGUGCAGUCUUUCGAUACCCGAACUUGAUCUGGAGGUGGGACCCCAUGCCCUCUGUGGACGCUUCACCACCAUCGAGGGUCUACUGGUGGCCAUGCGCGACCAGUUGGACGGCACGUUCUUCCAUGACUCGGCCGAUGACAAAACAAAAUCGAAAAUGGAUACAUUUCUUGAGACAUUCGAUGCCGUCAUGAAACUGGAAAAGGUCCUCACAUUGGUGCUGGAGGAUCCGGCUGGCAAUACCUAUGUACAAUCGCUGAGCGAUGAUGAUACAGAGGCGGAUGACAAACUAAUUGUGGAGAGAUAUGAUCGCUCCUUCGACGACAAUGAGCAGUUGGGUCUUAACGAUAUGAAGACCGAAAACUAUGAGCAGGAUGCGUGAUAACCGAUGUCGUGACGUUGCCCUACUUGUAAACUAGGCAUUUAUCUUAAAUCAAAUACAAAUUAACUCUAUUCAAGGCCA
Molecule: messenger RNA, 1506 nt
Organism: Drosophila pseudoobscura
Lineage: Eukaryota; Metazoa; Arthropoda; Insecta; Diptera; Drosophilidae
Gene: Zpr1
Product: zinc finger protein Zpr1
Exons: 2
Coding region: 67-1425 (452 amino acids)
Cellular component (GO): cytoplasm; nucleus
Molecular function (GO): zinc ion binding
Source: RefSeq, a predicted model, not a curated record